This is a messenger RNA of Vigna angularis (adzuki bean), 921 nucleotides long. Its product is annotated as adenylate kinase isoenzyme 6 homolog. The transcript is spliced from 5 exons. Gene Ontology annotation, molecular function: AMP kinase activity; ATP hydrolysis activity; ATP binding. Bases 219 to 758 code for a protein of 179 amino acids. Lineage: Eukaryota; Viridiplantae; Streptophyta; Magnoliopsida; Fabales; Fabaceae. The record is from RefSeq and is a predicted model, not a curated record. Gene Ontology annotation, cellular component: cytoplasm; nucleus.
UUAUUCUUAGCGAGUUUGCUAAACCCACGAACCACGCUGCUACGCACUCAACGUUCAGGGAAACCACGCACGACGUUAACCUUCUCAUCACCGACUACGUUUACCACACCCACUGCUGUUUUAGUCGACGGCGGCGAACCUCGCCUACGAGAGAGCGGAGAAAUUUUUGUAAAAGCAACACGAGCCCUUUUUGUAUUGUGGUUGGACAGGUUGCAGUCAUGGUGCUAGAAAAUGGUAAGAGGAAGAAUCCAAACAUUCUGGUGACUGGAACACCGGGGACUGGAAAGACAACCAUGUGCACUACUCUAGCGGAAGCCACCCAACUCUGCCACAUCAAUAUUGGAGAAUUAGUCAAAGAAAAGAACUUACAUGAUGGUUGGGAUGAUGAGCUUGAUUGUUACGUUCUUAAUGAAGACUUGGUCUGUGAUGAACUUGAGGAUGUAAUGGAAGAAGGCGGAAACAUUGUGGAUUACCAUGGCUGUGAUUUCUUUCCUGAGCGAUGGUUUGAUUGUGUAGUUGUACUUCAAACUGAUAAUACCAUUUUGUAUGACCGUUUGAGUAGGAGGGGGUACAAAGAUUCAAAGCUUUCAAACAACAUUGAAUGUGAAAUCUUCCAAGUUCUGCUGGAGGAGGCUAAAGAUAGUUACUCGGAGGAGAAAGUGAUUGCAUUGAAGAGUGAUAAUAUCGAUGACAUUAGUAGAAAUGUUGCAACUCUGACAGAUUGGGUCAGAAAUUGGUCUUUACCCUCACAAUCUUAACAAAAUUAUAGUAGUUUGUAUAUAGCCUUUUUGCAUGAUGAACUGCUACCGGUAGCAGAUCUGCAGUGUGGUUAAAUUUUCUUACAAAUUUUGGUAUGGCGUGUAUCCAAGGCAUUUAAGUUAUGGGUUUUAAAUUUGACAAUUGAAAGGAUAAUUUUGCUGA